CUUUAAUUAGUAUCUGUUAUCAACAUUCUACUACAGAUGUUCCAAUAGUAAAGUUUCAUUAUGACCGUCUCUACAUUUAUAUAUUUCGCAAUAUUGUUUGUGGCGACUGAAUAUUCAAAUGCCUCGAUUCACUCAUUGAGACAUAAAUUUCAACAGGCAGACCCAGCUGAAAACGAAGUGACAGAUACAUCAGAAAAGGUGAAGUUCAAAACGAACGACAAAGUUUCUUUAAAGGUUUACUACGAGUGUCUGUGUCCUGAUUGCAGGCAGUUCGACACAACUCAAUUUAUUCGUACUGUUUUGAAAUUGGGUGAAUACCUCGACGUCAAGACCUACCCCUACGGCAAUGCAAAGACAACUGAACGCGAUGGUAAAACAGAAUUCCAAUGCCAGCACGGCCCUGAAGAAUGUUAUGGGAACAAACUCCAUGCGUGUACUUUGGAUAUUAUAAAGAACCAGACGACAGCCCUGGUGUUCAACGCUUGCAUGAUGGACCACUCACAAACAGGGUCCGGAUCUGAUGAUAAAGCAGCAGACAGGUGUGGCCUAGUACUGAGCAUCGACUCAAGACCCAUCAAAAAAUGUGCUAAUAGUGACAGAGGCACAGAGCUUCUCAAGAUGUAUGGAGUCGAAAGCAAGAAAGCAAAUUUCAAUUAUGUUCCAUAUGUACUUGUGAAUGGAGUUGAAAAAAAUGGCGACAAUCUAAUGAAAGAAAUCUGUGAAGCAUUUGCUAAUCCACCACCGCCAUGUACGGUAUCAAAGAAGCAAUAAUGCUAGUCACAAAUGUAGAAUCUGUUGUUAGACGAAGAUCUAGUUGCAAUUAAAUAAAUAGUUACAAACAAAA
Molecule: messenger RNA, 844 nt
Organism: Leptidea sinapis
Lineage: Eukaryota; Metazoa; Arthropoda; Insecta; Lepidoptera; Pieridae
Product: gamma-interferon-inducible lysosomal thiol reductase-like
Exons: 5
Coding region: 61-771 (236 amino acids)
Molecular function (GO): oxidoreductase activity, acting on a sulfur group of donors, disulfide as acceptor
Source: RefSeq, a predicted model, not a curated record